This is a messenger RNA of Dissoconium aciculare CBS 342.82, 1226 nucleotides long. RefSeq lists its product as uncharacterized. Lineage: Eukaryota; Fungi; Ascomycota; Dothideomycetes; Mycosphaerellales; Dissoconiaceae. The record is from RefSeq and is a predicted model, not a curated record. Bases 408 to 1226 code for a protein of 272 amino acids. The transcript has 3 exons.
GCACAAGCUGGGAAUACCGGCCGCAAUGAGCAUGUUCAACUCUUCAUAAUAACAUACUGCAACCAGAUUCCGCAGCUUCUGAAAGCAAGACUCCCUCCGUCACAUUCUGUCGUUUGUCGACAAACAUGACAGCGACGAACGCAGCGUAUUCGGAACAUUGAAUUCCUCUAAAGCAUUCUUCUUGCGGGAAGAGCAUCUCUCACCACACACGACGCCAUUGAGAAGCCGUAAAGCUAUUUCCACGCGCUCGUGCCGGUGUGCACUCGAUUGCUCGUCACAAAAGGGGCACCUACCCUCUCUAGACCGCGGGGAGGAUCUUCAACGAGCCACCAAUCUCUGGACUCAAUUCGACUCGUAUAUCAAGAACUAGUAUAUCUCGCCACAGUCGCUGCACAAGCAUCGGUAUCAUGGCCUUAUCAAGCGAGCCCACCACUCCGGCCACAGCCCUCCGCGCCGCCGCAGACAUCGCCGAUGCGGCCGGAGCGUUCGCCGCGAACAAUACCGAUGAAGGACAAAGCCGGCUCGCUCUGCGCGACACCAUCAUCGGACUUGGAUGGCUGAGCUACUACAUCUUGGUCGUCCCGGCGAAAUUUCUGUAUAGCGCCACGCUCUGGACGCUGCGCCUGUUAUACAGCCCCAUCGGGUUUGCUUUAAAGCCAUUCCUCUACAUCGGACGGUUCGGCCUCGCGCUGGCGAUGAUUCCCGUGAGAAUCGUGGUGAUCUACGAGGAUUUCUUCAUCUACCUCACCGUCGCCGCAAUCCUAGGCCUCCUGGGCGGCCUGAUAAUCCGGCUCUUGUUCUCCUGGCUGCGGCACGCGCUGCGCCUCGACGACCAAGACUCGCUCUCCAGCAGUCCCGACCUCAAGCGGAGAGCGCAAAACGCAACACAAAAGAUCCCCUCCUCCUUCUCUACCAAAAGCGCCGUCAACGGCAGCGCCAACGACUCCGAACCCAACCGCACCAUAUCCGAAUACCGCCUCAGCCGCCGCAGCCGCCAGCAGGCCAGCCUCGCCGCGAGUACGGCGGGGACGAUCUCGCCUCUCCCCGCGAACGACGAGGCGUUGGCCGCCUGGUCGUCUUCGGGUGGAUACUUGAGUCCUACGGGGAGCGGUGGGAGCGGCGGUAGUGGAGGUUAUGGGAAAGGAGGAGGAGGGAGGAAGGGGAAGAAUGGGUUGAUUGCGCAGACAAUCUUAGAGGAGGGGGACGGGGAUGAUUCGGAUUUCUGA